UGUUGCUGAAAACCUCUGGACAGCAAACUACCGGUUUCGACCUGUCUGGGGCUGGUUUGAAGGCGGUGUCUUCGGGUUUCAGUCAACACAAUGCUUUACUUGAAUCCAAAUGGGACGCAGUUCGUGAAGUACACUCAUUUGCAGAUCAAUUUGGUUGUACCGUGGGACUCAGUAUUGCUGAAAACACUCCAACAGCCCACAAUCGGUUUCGCCCUUCCACUUCAGGUUCAUCAGCCAGGUACAGUCCCAUAGUUUCCGUAAACCCAAGGUGGACAGAUCCCAACAAAUAUCCUCGUUUGUGUACGGACCUGGCUUUGACAGAAGAUUCAGCUGAAU
This is a messenger RNA of Opisthorchis viverrini, 336 nucleotides long. RefSeq lists its product as hypothetical. The annotation marks the transcript as partial. NCBI's taxonomy places the organism in Eukaryota, Metazoa, Platyhelminthes, Trematoda, Opisthorchiida, Opisthorchiidae. The record is from RefSeq and is a predicted model, not a curated record. The transcript is spliced from 2 exons.